AUGUUCCAGACCACAUCUCACUUUCGGCAGCUGCGCCUAGCAAUCUGUCAGCCCCUCCAACAAUAUGCCGAUGUGCGUGCCACAAAGGUGACCCGAGGCACGCAGUCCCCGCUCCGCAACUGCAAAGCCGGAGAUCUCGACUGGGUGAUCGUCCGCGAGAACAGCGAAGGCGAGUAUGCUGGUCUCGGUGGCCGUUCACACACCAACCAAUCUUGGGAGCUCGCUACGGAAGUCUCCAUCUUCAUUCGUCACGGUGUAGAGAGGAUCAUCAGGUUUGCGUUUGAGGUUGCGAGGGGGAGGCCAAAGAAGCAUCUAACUGUUGUGACGAAGAGUAAUGCUCAGAGGAAUGGGAUAGUCAUGUGGGAUGCGGUUGCGAGCGAGGUGGCGAAGGAGUUUCCGGAUGUGGAGGUUGAUAAGAUGUUGGUGGAUGCCAUGACUGUGAGGAUGACGCUGAAGCCGGAGACUCUGGAGACUAUCGUUGCCACGAAUUUGAUAGGCCGGGAUGAAUUCGGAGCUGAGACGAAGCACGCCGACAUUCUGUCGGAUCUUGCAGCUGCCCUGGCAGGACCAACCAGCAACCUUGACCCAGCUCGCGCGAACCCGUCCAUGUUUGAACCUAUCCACGGUUCUGCAUUUGACAUUACGGGAAAGGGCAUUGCAAGCCCCGUUGCUACCUUCUGGACGGUCUGCGUUUGCGAGAAGGGGGUCAUGACGAGAGAUCUUGGAGGAUCGGCUACGACGGUAGAGAUGACGACUGCCGUGUGUGAGGCGAUCGAGACGAAGCUGGGGAAGGCGAGAUCGUGA
Drepanopeziza brunnea f. sp. 'multigermtubi' MB_m1 is the source of this 804-nucleotide messenger RNA. RefSeq lists its product as uncharacterized. Lineage: Eukaryota; Fungi; Ascomycota; Leotiomycetes; Helotiales; Drepanopezizaceae. The record is from RefSeq and is a predicted model, not a curated record.